ACGAUCGCAAGCGCUGCGAGUCGCAUUAGUGUCGUAGUGUCGGCUUCUUCACUGUAUGCCAUCAGGUACCUGGCAGACGGACGCUAUGUUCCCAAAAGCUGCGCCAGAAAUUUCCAUGCGAGUGCUGCUUCGUCGUCCUGCCUGCUCCCGGUCAUCCAUCGGACACAAGCCAGCUGCCCCAGACUGCUGGGUAAGAUGAAUCGCAAUCGCUCAGAGCGAGCCGCGCCUAAACCCCCUCCUGCAUUUAGCUUUGUCACCAUCACCAACCCAAAUGAAUCGAAGACGCGGUCUAGAAAGAGAGCCGUGCGCUCACAUGUGGCAUACUAUCAACACCACAAAGAUGACGAUAGAGAUGCCCCUUCAACUCGCCGUUCCUCCAGCAAGAGAGUGGUGGUGACGACCGAAGAGUAUCCUAGCACGCCCACAUUCUCAUCAGAGUCGUCUUCGGACUCCAUCAACUUCCAUGUCUUGCAGUCAGGUGGUCUCACGGGGUCCGAGUUAGAUGUCCUGGGGUCUACUUACGGGUCUUCACCUGCCACUCCAACCUUCAGUGGUACGAGAGUCGACCCGUUUGAGUCUUAUCCGGUACCUUGGAAACCACACUAUGGCCCGAUCUUAGAUUUCUACCUUACGCACGUUCUCAUAGACACACCAGGUUUAGCUCGGAAAGGAGAAGUGUUCCUUUUGAGAACUGCUUGGUUCCCAUUCAUUAUGAAUCAUCCAACAACGUUCUAUGCUGCACUGGCUUUUGCUGCCUCGAUUUAUUACAAGCGGUCGCCGGCGACUCCAAACCUGCUUGACCUUCAUCAAAAGGCGAUAUUAGGAAUCAACGACGCUUUAUCGAAAAUGGAACAUAAACCGGAUGACUUUACCAUAGGUGCCGUCUUCUGCAUGUCUCUCCUAGAAUCCAUGUAUGGCGACGCAUCCUCUUACCGUGUGCACAUGAAGGGCUUGCAGAGGAUGGUGGAGAUGCGUGGGGGACUUGGCCACCUGGGACUAGACGGACUGUUGGAAAGGAUGAUUGUAUGGCUUGACUUUAACCAUGCAAAGGUGCAUAAAACGUCCUUGUUCUUUGGAGAGAGCGUGGAUGUAUCGAAGAGGCCGUCACCAUUCUACCACCCGAAGGACUCGGCGGUUGUUGAUACUGGCAGUACGAAGAUUCUUCGUUGAGGUCCAGGAUCAUGAAAAGGCCUCCAAAACCUGACAUGCAUGCUUUGGCAUGGAUUGCUUCCACAAUGGCUGGAAUCAAAUAAUCGCCGCUCAACCGUGAUCUCAGACCAAAUCACCUUGAGUUGAAAUGGGCCGAGAACUUCUGAAAGGCAAGAAACAAGGCAUGCUAUCUAGCUGUCUAGCCGUGAAGCCAAAGAAGAAGAGACAGCAGGAACGUCAUCAGCAACGAGUCUAGGACUCGUGCAUAUAUGACCCUCCCACAUUGCCCGGAUGCUAGUGGAGCUCCAUCCAAUCGCCUGGCGCAUCAUUGUAUGUACCAAGCUUAGUUAGCCUAAUAACUAUCCUGAGAAGAGUAAAUGCAAUUGUUCAAACACACAAAGUCCUUUGAGAUUCCUUAUUUAGUGAUGGAUAUAGUUAUUGUGAUACAUGCGAAUGGUUCUUUGUGGAUGAUAAUUGCCGCAUGGGUUUUU
This is a messenger RNA of Mollisia scopiformis, 1640 nucleotides long. RefSeq lists its product as uncharacterized. Bases 196 to 1170 code for a protein of 324 amino acids. The record is from RefSeq and is a predicted model, not a curated record. NCBI's taxonomy places the organism in Eukaryota, Fungi, Ascomycota, Leotiomycetes, Helotiales, Mollisiaceae. The transcript has 2 exons.